AUGAUUUCGUACGUGGAUAUUCAACAAAUGACGUUACACUUGAUUAUGAAGAUACCAAGUACAAUAUCAAGAGAACAUGGAAAGUUGUAUAAAUUCAGGCGAAUCCAGCAAUAUAUCAAAACGUCUAUGGACUCAUUUUUGAAAGUAACUUAUCUCAUAUUUAUAGUCGUCUUCUACAUUAGAGUUUCAAGUAAAGGUGCUUAUGCAAUGGCAAACCUAUCUCCACCCGUUCGAACUUGCGUUCUGAGAGUUGGAAUCAAGUGUUGCAAAGGCUGCCAGACAAAAGCAAAGAGAAAGUUGCUAAAUGUCUCUGGGGUGAGUACAGUUGAGUAUAACGCAGAACAAGGGCUCUUGACAGUCACAGGUGAUGCCAACCCAACAACAUUGCUUCAUAAGCUUACGAAAUGGGGCAAAAAGGCAGAACUAGUCUCUUUUCUUGGAGACAACUACUCUUCCCAUGUUCCUAGAACCCCGGAACAAAACCAAAACAAGACAAUGGAGAAGAAAAAGAAGAAGCCAACAAAGUGUUGUCUUCUAAUGUGUUUUGGAAAUAAGAGAAGCAAGAACACAAAGAUUGAGCCUAUGGCGAUACCAAACUGGCAAUAUCGAGGAGUAGGAAAUGAAAAUGGCAAUGCCAGGCCUUUCAUUAACGCGGCAAUGUCACCUCCAAUGGUGUAUCCUCCUCCACAAGCAGUGCCUGGCUUCACAACACCCAUACCAUACCCUCCUCCUAGUUUUUUUCCAGGAAGACCACCACCACCAUACACUGGUGCUGGUAUGUUCCAGUCAGCUCCACCACAAUCCCCACCAUAUUUUCCAGUUCCCAACCCUAGGCUGCAUUACCCGCACCACUGAUACAGUUCUUUCAGACGAUACAUUCAUUGCCUGUUUCUUCUCUUAGCUAUGACUCAAAUGCUGAGUAAUAAUAAGAUGGUAAAUUCUUUUCAACAUGUAAGGUAUAUGAAGAAAUGCAAAUGAAUGAUUUCCACAAUAAGGCAGACUAGAAAACACAUAUAGACAAUUAACUUGAUAAACUUUUUUUUCGGCCGGACUCAUGUUUUAAAUGAUACCAAAAAUAAAC
Messenger RNA from Arabidopsis thaliana (thale cress), 1081 nucleotides. Its product is annotated as Heavy metal transport/detoxification superfamily protein. Bases 1 to 855 code for a protein of 284 amino acids. Gene Ontology annotation, molecular function: metal ion binding. NCBI's taxonomy places the organism in Eukaryota, Viridiplantae, Streptophyta, Magnoliopsida, Brassicales, Brassicaceae. The transcript is spliced from 4 exons. The record is from RefSeq and is marked reviewed.